AUGAAAAGGACAUCAAAUAGAAAUGAGGAAGCAACAGCCAAAUUAUCAUCUUCGACAACAAUAACAACAACAACAACCAAUAAAUAUUAUAAUAUGGCAAAUGCAGAAAAAUCCUCAAAAUCAACAACAAUCAGUAAUUUAAUACCAAAGUAUAGUCUUUUCAAUGAACCAAAUAAUGACAAUGAUACAAAUUCAUCUACUAGACCAAAUAAACAACAAAAACUAUUAAAAUCAAAUGAAUCAACAACUUCAACAACAACAACAACCACACCGAUAACAACAACAACAACAACAACAACAACAACAACAACACCAAAUCUAUCAAAAUAUUAUAAUUAUAAUUUAUAUAUUGAAAAACAAAAUGAAAAACAAAAUUUACCAACAACAGAAACAGAAACUACCACCAUCACACCUACACUAACAACAACAACAACAACAACAACAACAACAACAACAACAACAACAAAACAAAUACAAAAUACAACAACAUCAACAAUAAAUCAUUUUCUACCAUUAAUAAUUCAAAAAGAGAUUAUAUUCUUAUUAGUUGAAUUGGGUAGUUUUUUAAAUGCAAGAAAAGUAUGCAAAUAUUGGAAAAAAGUUUGUAAUGGAUGUGUAGAGAAUUUGAAUAUUUAUUUCACCGAUAUUCAUUUAUCAGCAUCAGUUAAACAUGUUUCGGAAGUAUUUGUAAAAUCAUUAAAUAGUGAUUACUUUCAUUUACAAUCAGUUUCAUUCAUAAAUGGUGCAAAGAAUUCAAUAUCCUAUAGUGAAUUUUAUUUCAAUAAUGUCAUUCUACCAUUCAUUGAAAAUGUUGUCAGAUAUAAUCAAACAAUUGAAAAUUUCACUAUCAAAGGUUUCCCAAUAACUCGUAUCAAUAAUAAAUCAAGUCAACAAUUACUACCAUCUUAUAAAUUAUAUCAUUCAACUUCAGUACCUUCUUCACCACCUCCACCACCACCACCACCACCACCACAAAUUCAACAACCUACAAUUACAGCACCAACAUCAACAACAGCAAUAGCGGUAUCAUCAACAACAACAACAGCAACAGGUCAAACAUUAAAUAAUAAUAAUAAUAAUAAUAAUAUACCAAAAGGAUUAAAUUAUUAUUUAACAAAUAAUUUUAAAUUAAAAAAGAUAAAUUUAAAAAAUAUUGGAUUAGAUAGUAGAGAUAAAUUUGAUUUUUUUAGUUCAUUAUCAUCAAGUGUUAAUAAUACAUUGGAAACAUUGAUAAUUUGUGAUAAUAUAGGUGAUGAAGGUAUGCAAUUAUUAUCGGUGAUAUUGAUAAAGAAUCUAUUAAAAGUAUUAAAGAGAUUAGAGUUACAAAAGAAUCAAUUUACAAAUCAAUCGGCAUAUUAUUUAAAUAAGGUAUUAAGUUGUGAACAAUUACAAUUGGAGACAUUGAAUUUAUCAUCGAAUAGAAUCGAUGAACAAGGUUUAAUAAUGAUGAAAGAUGGUUUCGGUAGGAAUAAAUCGUUAAAGGAAUUCAUAUUCUCAAAGAAUCGGUUGGGUAAUACCGAUUCAGUCGAUUUUGGUAAAUCAAUAACCUCGUUGGAUUUACAUGAUUCAAUGGUUGGUUCUAAACAAUCGAUUAAAGGUUUAUCACAAUAUUUGAAAUUCAAUGAAUCUAUAACAUCAUUAAAUUUAAGUUUUAAUCAUAUUGGUUCAAAUGAAGCUAUAAAAUCAUUAUCGAAAUCAUUUGCUGUUAAUCAAACUUUAAAAUUUGUAGAUUUAUCAUUUAAUAAAAUUAAUUCAAAUUUUGGUUUAGAUCAUUUGGUUUCAUCAUUAUUAAUUAAUCAUUCAAUUCAUUCGAUUUCAUUACAAUCGAAUCAAAUCGAUAAUACAUCAGCUAUAACAUUAUCACAAUUAUUUAAUUCCUCUCGUCAAUUAUUUUCACCAUUUAAAUAUUUAAAUUUAUCUGGUAAUAAAAUUGGUAUUGGUGGUCUUAAAAAAUUAAUUAAUGAUUUAUCAAAAUAUUCAAAAACUCAUAUAAUUUAUAAUAAUAAUGAUGAUAAUAAUAAUAAUAAAAAUGAAAAUGAAAAUAAAUCAAAAAUUAAAAAUUUAAGUUUUAAUAAUAAUAAUAAUAAUUUUGUUAAAAUUAUUAAAAACUAUCAUGAUACAAUACCAAUUAUAAGAACAAUUAAUAAUAGUAAUGGAAAGAAUUUAUUAGAAGAAGAAGUUGAACAAGUUAUUAAUAGUAGUAGUAAUGAUACGAAUCAAAAUGAUAAUAUAAAUAAUGAAAAUAAUUUAACUGAAAUUUCAAUCGAUUUAUCAUCAAAUAGUCCAUUAGAAGUUUCAAAAGUUAUUGGUUUAAUACCGAGAUAUAAAUCUAAACUUACAUUUGCUGAUAGAAAACCUGUUAAAAAAUAUAAAUUAGUAAAAUUAUUAUUUUAA
Molecule: messenger RNA, 2394 nt
Organism: Dictyostelium discoideum AX4
Lineage: Eukaryota; Evosea; Eumycetozoa; Dictyosteliales; Dictyosteliaceae
Exons: 1
Coding region: 1-2394 (797 amino acids)
Source: RefSeq, a predicted model, not a curated record